AGCUAGUCCCAAGUGUCAUGCAGCUGUGAAUGCUUUCUCUAUUCCUUUAUUGUUCUCGAGGGAUGCGAUUUGCCAAACAAAUAACCAGCUAGUCAUUGAACGAAAAACAAACUGCUGGAGGAGCUCUUAGUGAGGGGAAAGCAUCCAUGAGGGGAAAUGGACAGACAACAUUUUGGAUCAGGUCCCUUCUUCCAGACUGGGAGUCACUGACAGUCCUUUGUCGAGAGGCUUUUCUUUUGCUCAUUGUAGAAUCUCACCAUUUUAUUCUUGCGGGAUUUCUUUUCUUCCUCCAAAUAAUGCGAAUUUCUACUUCUGGCUUGGAGACCUUGAGCUGUUCCUUUGUAUGAGCUGGCCUAACUGGUUUGUGAUUUGAUAUUCUUGUUUCCAUAAAAUGGCUGCUGUUCAAUGGUCUUUAAAAGAGUGAAUCUGUAUGUUCUACUCGUUCUUUCGAAUAUCACUGAGACUCUUGAAUCCAGUGAGUCACUAAUGUCAUACCAGAUAGAUGAAAUGAAGGAAAGUGAAACUGAAGUGGGGUCAAUUAAUGAAAACGGCCAUGUCAAGCUGAUCAGUGGCCCAACUUCUUCCAACAUUUAUCACAAUGGCAACGUAAAAUCGUGUAAUGGAUCUACAAAUGGGAGCAUUGAUAUCUUGUUAUCCACAGGUAAUUCAGACUCUAGGAUGUUCCAAAGUUCAUCUCCUCAGAAGAUGGAUAAUUAUUAUGAUCAGAGAAACAUCAAUGGACAGGAGAGUAGGGAUAGCACAAGUCCUUCAAAAAAUAUGCAAGUAUUUUCAAGUCCAAGGAAGAAGGUCAUUUGGAGCUCUGACAAUAGACCCAGUUCUGUGAUAAUGAUGGGAAAUACUCCCACGUGGAAUGCCUUAUCAACCCUGAGGAAAAUGAGUUCCUUAAAAAAAUUUAAAUCUACAGUUUUUCAUGGAAUUCAAGUGAGAGAUAACUCUGCAGUCAGAAAUGUGGAAAAUGUUGAAAAUGAGCACAAACAUAUGCAAAAUGGCCAUGGCGUACAAAUGCAGAAUAAAUAUUCUUGCACAGAGACUUUACAGGACAUAUGUAGCUCUGCAGAUGACCGUGCCUCAGAUGGCUCAGAAACUGAAGACGUCGAUGAAGUCUUUUUGCGCCACACCCACCGAUCACGGAGCAUUAGACGUGCUUACAGGAUUGGACGGAUAAAUUUAAUUGACUAUGAUAAAUCUCCAAUUCAAGAGAACUCUACCAGCAUUGCGCCGCUUGGGGCCCAAGAAUCGAACGUUAGUGAUUCAAUGGUAACCAAUUGUAAAAACCACAAAGUUAUCUACAGAAGAAGCAAAAGCACUGAUAAUUUAAGCUUUUUCAAGAAAAGUUCCUUUAAAAGGAAAUCGGCCUGCAACUUUACAGAGUUAAAAGUAACCAAUGCAAAUGUAGAUUUAGGAAAAACAGCAAGCACUUCGGAAAACGAUGAGGACUCCACAGGCAAUACUAAAAUACAAUCAAAACAUUGGAGAAGCCCAGUCAGGACUAAAGGUUUUGACAGAAUGCUAAGAUUAGUGAGUAAUGUUACAGAAGGUGUAAAAAGGCGAGAAAGCCCUUCAAAGGAAAAUUCACCAUUAUAUGAACAAGGAAUCCGAUCUAAUAGCAGGCUGCAUGAUGAUUAUUCUCGAAGAGUUUCUAGUGGUGCUGACAGUGAAAGACACACAUAUAAAUCCAACUGGAAGAACGAUUCUUCUUCUCUGGAACCCUGUAGCCCAUCCACCACCAUAAGUGUUCCAAUUGUUAUCAUGGACAUGGAGAAAUCAUUGUCUUCACCAGAAUUUCAAAUCAAUAGACCUUCCCAAUGCUUCAGCAAAGCUGUAACAAAUCCAAGUGAUCUAAUUACCUGUUCUCCCAUUAGUCCCACGACUGAUGACGUUUUUUUUAACAAUUCAAGUGAAUCGACUCGGCUCAUAAUUAGAAAUGAACAGCCCAAAACACCUGACACAGCAGUGACUUCUAAACCUCAGAGUCCAUUCCAUUGUUCAAAUCAAUAUAGUAAUUUGUCUCUUAGCUCAACGGACAGCGAUGGACGAACUGAAGGAAACAUUCCAAAAACUGGAAGAUGUCCUGUAUCUUUUCAGGAUAUGGUGCAAACAGUAUACUUUGACGGCAAUGAGGACAGUGGCAUUAGCAGCUAUUCGCAGCUCAGUCUGAACACAAUGAUUUCGGAAAUGGAUGAAAAGAAAGAAGAGGUUUCCUCUGAAGACCUGUGGAGAAAGCCAUUAUCUUCAUUGGAAGAAGACAUUCUGAACACACAAAGAGUUGGUCAAAGGAGGUGGAACUGUGGAAAAGGCAGGCAGCGACAACGGCCCGUUUCAGACUAUGGCCAGUUUGCGAGCAGGAAGUUUUUUAUCCCAAAGAAUGAUCUUCCUGUUCAACCCCCAAACAUGGAUUUUACAGAUAGUGAGGACACUACUGAUGCAUCUUGUGUUGAUUCCCAGCCACAGCAAUAUACAAUUAUUCAGCAUCAUGAGAACCAAAAGAGAAGGCCCAUCUCUGUAAUUGGUGGAUUCAAUGUCUAUGAAAAUAACUCUGAGCAAAUGGAGGACCUUCUUACAGUACAAUCAGUUGUUCGACCACCCAUCCCUUCACACGAGAUACCACCAUACAAAGCAGUGUCUGCCAGAAUUCGACCGUUAACCUUCUCCCAAAGCACACCAAUUGGUUUAGAUCGGGUUGGACGGAGAAGACAAAUGAGGACAUCAAAUAUAUCUGCAGAUAGAGGCACAGAGAUUUCUGCUCUGGUUGAUGACAAUGGCAGUGAGGAGGAUUUGUCAUAUGGGGAAAUAAGUCGAGCAAAUCCCAGAUACCUUCAACCUGGUGGGGAACAACUUGCUGUAAAUGAGUUGAUAAGUGAUGGCCACGUUGUAUGUGCAGAGGCGCUCUGGGAUCAUGUCACCAUGGAUGAUCAGGAGCUUGGAUUCAAGGCUGGAGAAGUCAUCGAAGUACUUGAUGCCUCCAACAAGGAAUGGUGGUGGGGCAUGAUUGAUGAUAAAGAAGCCUGGUUUCCGGCCAGCUUUGUUCGACUACGGGUGAACCAGGAGGAUGCCAGAGGUGAAUACACUGGAAAAUCUCCGGAUGAACAGUUGGAUACUCACUGCGGUAAACAUCGCCUUCACAAAAGCGCUGAAAACAAAGAGCAGAUGCGAACAAAUGUAAUCAAGGAGAUCAUGAAUACUGAACGAGUCUACAUUAAGCAUCUGAAAGACAUCUGUGAGGGAUAUAUUCGUCAAUGUCGCAAACAUACAGGGAUGUUUGCUGAAGCACAGUUGAGUACCAUUUUUGGGAACAUUGAAGAGAUUUACAAAUUCCAAAGGAAAUUUCUGAAGGACUUGGAGAAACAAUUCAAUAAAAAUGAACCUCACCUGAGUGAAAUAGGAUCCUGUUUCCUUCGACACCAUGCCGAGUUUGGGAUAUACUCUGAAUAUUGCAACAAUCAUUCCAGUGCAUGUCUCGAGCUAGUUAAACUAAUGAAGCAAAGUAAAUAUCGGCACUUUUUUGAGGCUUGUCGACUGCUUCAACAGAUGAUUGACAUUGCAAUUGAUGGCUUCCUUCUAACUCCAGUGCAGAAGAUUUGUAAAUACCCACUCCAGCUUGCUGAAUUGCUCAAAUACACCACCCCAGAUCACAGUGAUUAUGAGAGCAUCAGUGCUGCCUAUGAGGCCAUGAAGAACGUGGCACAUCUGAUUAACGAAAGGAAAAGGCGAUUAGAAAAUAUAGAAAAGAUUGCUCAGUGGCAAGUCUCCAUUGUAAAUUGGGAGGGACAAGAUGCUUUAACUAGAAGUUCAGAAUUGAUCCAUUCUGGAGAGUUGACUAAAAUCUCAAACCAAGGAAAGAGCCAACAGAGGACUUUAUUUCUUUUUGACCAUCAAUUGAUUCUCUGUAAAAAAGAUAUGCUGAGACGAGAUAUGUUGUAUUACAAUGGCCACAUCGACAUGGAUGAAAUAAAAGCAGUGGAUGUAGAGGAUGGCAAAGACAAAGAUUUUAACAUUCACAUAAAAAAUGGCUUUAAAUUGAAAAGUCCAACAGAGGAAGUCCACCUAUUUUGUGCCAAAAAGCCAGAAGACAAACAACGAUGGCUGCAGGCAUGUAUAGACGAAAGGAAAAGAGUAGACGAGGAUAAAGAAAUGGGAUUUGAAAUAGCAGAGAGUCAGAAGAAACAAGCUAUGUUAAAUGCCAAAAAAUCCAGUCAUGGGAAAAUGAAGGGACUGAAUUAUAGCGGAUUUUCUGUUCCUCCUCUCCACCAGUCCCUUCACCCACUCCAUCAGCGACACAUCACCGUGCCUACCAGUAUUCCCCAACAACAAGUUUUUGCACUGGCUGAGCCCAAACGCAAACCAUCUCCAUUCUGGCACAGCUUUAGCAAAUUAACCUCCUUUAAGAAAUGAAAAGGAAUUUGGUUUCGAUGAGGUUAAAAACUAAAUCAAUCACAAGAGAUUGACAGUUGUGGGAAGACAAUUCUGAAAAUAGUUGAACAAGAAAAGCCAUCAAGUGCGAAUCAAGAUUGUGCUUCUACUCUCUGCACUGCUCAAUUGAACUAUUGAAGUCUUUCUGAUAACUAAUCAGCCAGGCAAGCAGGCAGUCACCAAAAACAACAGUUCUAAAUGUACUGCAUGAUGAAUUGAUAAUAUAGUUUAACAUAUAUUGCAGGUUAUUUUGCAAAUAUUUCCUUAAUAUGAAUGACACCAUUAUUGAGGACAGCUUCACCCUUUCCCAUCUUUACAUUGGUACAAGAUAUGUUAGUUAAUCAUGUGGUACAUCACUUGCCUUGAUAUUUUAUAGAAAUGAAAAUGUCCAUGUACCAACCGAGGUAAAUCACAAGCCCUGGCUCAAUGUCAGGGUUUUUUUCCAGUCUUUUAUUGCCGUGUGACAUGUUACCAAAAUGUACAUAAACACAUGUUCGUAAACUUUAUAUGUGCUUUAAAUAAAGACAGUUGCUGAUGGAUUCCUUCACAAAAACAGCUAAUCUCAAGGGAAAUAAAGUAUUUUUUGCCUGAAUUAUAUUUUUAACUUAUCAAGGCCUUAAGAUGUAUUGUUUACUUGCAUUGAAAGCACAAUAGAAAUGUUCUUCCUCUUGCUGCAUGUAACUCAGCAAUCUCAAUGGAAAGGAAAUAUAAUUCUCACCAUUCCACAAGAAGAAUACCAAAACAAGCACACAAGACUCAUCGCCUUUGUUUUUAUUUUAGUGAUCAUUGUAAUUAUGGCAUGAACUGUGAGCACCAAAACCAUGCUAUUGCCUCCCAAUUCUACUCAGUAUGUGUCUCGGUGAAUACAAUAUCAGCUAUGGAAUUGCUUCAUGUUUCUGGAAAUGUAAUCCAGCCAUAGAUGGUCUGAUGAUACAGCUAACUUAUCAGGAUUAUGAAUUUUUUGCAAGUAUUUUAUAAAGUCUUGACUUUAAAAUAUACUUUAAACAAAAUAGCAAUGUUUGUUUUUUUCACUAUUUACUAAUUUAUUGUGCAAGUGAUGCCUUAAAAUUGAAUGGCAUUAAAAAAUGUAUUUAUAACAAAAACAUUUUGAAAAGCAUCUUUUACGUUACAGAGGAAUGUAGGGGACAUGUUAUUAUCAAGCUAUAGUACUAGUUUUCUGCACUAAAGUACAUUAGCCAUAGUAUCUAAAAACAAUAUAAUGCUCUCCCCUUCAUUUCACAGUGUCUGGUCACUGGAUACUUCCAAAUUAUUUGCAAUAUAUACAAAUUGGUCUGUACAUACUGAGGGCGUAUGUAUCCAGUACUAGUUUUCUUUUUGUGACAUUUAACUAUCAUAUAAUAGUAAUGGCUGGGAUGUGUUUAUGUGCAUUCUUAUGACCAAUUGACAAUGUACAAUAUUAGUACUUAAAGCAUAAAUGUACAUAGCUGAUGUAACUAUUUUUAAGCUUGUUUGGUUUUUAUUGAUGCAGUAAGUAAUUUAUCUGCAGUUAAUGUAGUAAAAACAAUUGCUAAAAUCAUUUAUUUUGGUGAAAUAAAUAUGAUUUUCUCA
Messenger RNA from Leucoraja erinaceus (little skate), 6000 nucleotides. RefSeq names its product spermatogenesis-associated protein 13-like. The transcript is spliced from 13 exons. The record is from RefSeq and is a predicted model, not a curated record. NCBI's taxonomy places the organism in Eukaryota, Metazoa, Chordata, Chondrichthyes, Rajiformes, Rajidae. The coding region runs from base 406 to 4413 and encodes 1335 amino acids. Gene Ontology annotation, molecular function: protein binding; guanyl-nucleotide exchange factor activity.